Molecule: messenger RNA, 3745 nt
Organism: Candidula unifasciata
Lineage: Eukaryota; Metazoa; Mollusca; Gastropoda; Stylommatophora; Geomitridae
Source: the annotation of a GenBank genome assembly
GGCUGGAUUCACAUGGUCGAGAAAACAAAUUGGGCAACUCAGUGAUAUUAAUACGCAAAGGACAACAGUAGCUACGCCAGAUAAGCUACUUAAACCUACUUAUGAUUUGUUCACUCAUAGACUACUCUCUUUAUCUAUCUCCAAUGAAACGUUGGGUGUGUCACAUGUAACAAAGCUAGAGCAACAACAGGAUUCAGCACUUAAAGAUGGUUCGCCUUCGCUUGUUAGAAUAAAAAGAUCUGAUGUGAACAUCAUACAGGCAGAAGAAGUCGCAAAUUCGACUGCAGUAACGGACACUGCUACUAGACCACACCCAGCUUCGAGUACAGCACCAGAUCCAACUACAACUACCACAUCAGAUUCAACUACAACACCAGAUCCAACUACAACUACCACAUCAGAUUCAACUACAACUACAACACCAGAUCCAACUACAACUACCACAUCAGAUUCAACUACAACUACCACACCAGAUCCAAUUACAACUACCACAUCAGAUUCAACUACAACUACCACACCAGAUCCAAUUACAACUACCACAUCAGAUUCAACUACAACUACAACACCAGAUCCAACUACAAGACCAGAUCCAACUACAACUACCACAUCAGAUAAAAUUACAACUACCACACCAGAUCCAACUACCACUCUCACACCAGUUCCAACUACAACUACCACACCAGAUCCAACUACAACUACCACACCAGAUCCAACUACAACUACAACACCAGAUCCAACUACAACACCAGAUCCAACUACAACUACCACAUCAGAUCUAACUACAACUACCACACCAGAACCAACUACAACACCAAAUCCAAUUACCACUACUACACCAUAUCCAACUACAACAACCACAUCAGAUUCAACUACAACUAUAACACCUGAUCCAACUACCACACCAGAUCCAACUACAACUACCACACCAGAUCCAGCUACCACUCCCACACCAGAUCAAGCUACCACUCUUACACCAGAUCCAACCACCAUUACCACACCCGAUGCAACUACAACUACCACACCAUUUCCAACAACCACUACCACACCAGAUACAACUACAACACCAGAUCCAACUACCACUACCACACCAUAUCCAACUACAACUACCACACCAGAUCCAACUACAACUACCACACCAGAUCCAACUACAACUACCACACCAGAUCCAACUACAACAACCACAUCAGAUCCAACUAGAACUACCAGACCAGAUCCAACUAGAACUACCACACCAGAUCCAACUACAACUACCACACCAGAUCCAACUACAACUACCACACCAGAUCCAACUACAACUACCACACAAGAUUCAACUACAACUUCCACACUCGAUCCAACUACAACUACCACACCAGAUCCAACUACAACUACCACACCAGAUCCAACUACAACUACCACACCAGAUCCAACUACAACUACUACACCAGAUCCAACUACAACUACCACACCAGAUCCAACUACAACUACCACACCAGAUCCAACUACAACUACAACACCAGAUCCAACUACAACUACCACACCAGAUCCAACUACAACAUCCACACCCGAUCCAACUACAACUACCACACCUGAUCCAACUACAACUACCACACCAGAUCCAACUACAACUACCACACCAGAUCCAACUACAACUACCACACCAGAUCCAACUACAACUUCCACACUCGAUCCAACUACAACUACCACACCAGAUCCAACUACAACUACCACACCAGAUCCAACUACAACUACCACACCAGAUCCAACUACAACUACCACACCAGAUCCAACUACAACUACCACACCAGAUCCAACUACAACUACCACACCAGAUCCAACUACAACUACCACACCAGAUCCAACUACAACUACCACACCAGAUCCAACGACAACUAUAUUACCAGAUCCAACUACAACUACCACACCAGAUCCAACUACAACUGCCACACCAGAUCCAACUACAACUAUCACACCCGAUCCAACUACAACUACCACACCUGAUCCAACUACAACUACUACACCAGAGCCAACUACAACUACCACACGAGAUCCAACAACAACGAUCACUUCAGACACAACCACACCAAACACAACUACCAAACUAGACAGAACUACCACAUUAGACACAACGACCACACCAGACACAACUACCACUACCUCACCAGAUACAACUACCACUACCACACCAGACAUAACUACCACACCAGAAAAAACUACCACACCAGACAAAACUAACACACCAGACAAAACUACCACACCAAACAAAACUACCACACCCGACAAAACUAGGACUCCAGACAAAACUACCACACCAGACAAAACUACCACACCAGACAAAACUACCACACCAGACUCAACUACCACACCAGACAAAACUCCCACACAAGACACAACUACCACUACCACACAAGACUCAACUACCACACCAGAAAAAACUACCAAACCAGACAAAACUACCACACCUGACAAAACUGCCACUAAAACACCAGACACAACUACCUCACCAGACAAAACUACUACUACCACACCAGACACAACUACCACUACCACACCAGACUCAACUACCACACCAGACAAAACUACCAAACCAGACAAAACUACCCCACCUGACAAAACUACCACACCAGACAAAACUACCCCACCAGACAAAACUACCACACCAGACAAAACUACCACACCAGACAAAACUGCCACUAAAACACCAGACACAACUACCUCACGAGACAUAACUACUACUACCACACCAGACACAACUACCACUACCACACCAGACAAAACUACCACACCAGACAAAACAACCACUACCACACCAGACAAAACUACCACACCAGACAAAACUAACACACCAGACACAACUACUACACCAGACACACCAGACAAAACUACCACACCAGACACAACUACCACUACCACACCAGACAAAUCUACCACACCAGACAAAACUAACACACCAGACAAAACUACCACAUCAGACAAAACAACCACACCAGACAAAACUACCGCACCAAACAAAACUACCACAACAGAUCCAACAACAACGAUCACUUCAGACACAACCACACCUCUCACAUCAACAACAAUCACACUAGACACAUCUACCACACCAAACACAACGACCACAUCAGACACAACUACCACUACCACACCAGACACAACUACCACACCAGACUCAACUACCACACCAGAUAAAACUACCACACCAGACAAAACUACUAUACCAGACAAAACUACCGCACCCAACAAAACUACCACACCAGACAAAACUACCACACCAGACAAAACUACCACGCCAGACAAAACUAACACACCAGACACAACUACCACUACCACACCAGGCUCAACUACCACACCGGACAAAACUACUUCUACCACACCAGGCACAACUACCACUACUACACCAGACAAAACUACCACACCAGACAAAACUACCACUAUCACACUAGACAAAACUACCACACCAGACAAAACUAGCACACCAGACACAACUACUGCACCAGAUACAACUACCACACUAGACAAAACUACCUCACCAGACUUACCUACCACUACCACACCAGACAAAUCUACCACAUCAGACAAAACUAACACACCAGACAAAACUACCACACCAGACAAAACUACCGCACCAAACAAAACUACCACAACAGAUCCAACAACAACGAUCACUUCAGACACAACCACACCUCUCACAUCAACAACAAUCACACUAGACAAAACUACCACACCAGACAAAACUACCACACCAGACACAACUAUCACUACCACA